Messenger RNA from Eruca vesicaria subsp. sativa (arugula), 838 nucleotides. The record is from the annotation of a GenBank genome assembly. Lineage: Eukaryota; Viridiplantae; Streptophyta; Magnoliopsida; Brassicales; Brassicaceae.
AAAGACAUCUCCUUUGUUUCAGUCUUUCGCAACCUAUCUCUUUCCCUAGACGGGGCCGACCAUUAAAAACAAUCUCUCUCGCACUUCUCUAUCCCAAAGGCGUAAACGCCUCCAACUCUGCAACAUGGCUAGGCUCUUGGCUAACUUCACAGCCAAUCCUUUACUUGGUCCCGGAAGACAUUUUCAGUCCGAAGAAUAUAGAAAACCAAGAAGAUGUGUGAAGAUGACGUACGCUUCACAAACACCGGUUAUGACCAUCAAGAGCUUCUCAGGGUUAAGGUCUGCCAAUUCAGUGGAUCUAAUUGCAAGCCCCGCUCAUGGUUUCUUUAGUAAAAUUAACUUUCAAAUCACAUCACGGAAAGGAAAUGCUAGCCGGUGUGUGACAAAGGCUAUAUUUGAGCGGUUCACCGAGAAGGCUAUUAAGGUCAUAAUGCUGUCCCAAGACGAAGCUCGGAGACUUGGCCAUAACUUUAUGGGGACUGAGCAGAUUUUGUUGGGGCUGAUUGGGGAAGGGACUGGUAUUGCUGCAGUGGUUCUUAGAUCCAUGGGGAUUAAUCUUAAAGAUACUCGUGUGGAGGUGGAGAAGAUUGUUGGAAGAGGUAGUGGGUUUGUGCCUGUGGAGAUCCCUUUUACUCCUCUUGCAAGGCGUGUCGUGGAGUUGUCACUAAAUGAAGCAGGACAACUAGGACAUAACGACAUUGGGACAGAGCAUCUUCUGCUUGGUCUUGUUCGAGAAGGGGAAGAAGGUGUUGCAGCUCGUGUCCUGGAGAAUUUGGGUGUAGAUGCUAGUUUCAUUCGGACGCAGGUUUUACGUAUGGUUGGAGAAACAAUGAAGUGA